AUGCAGUCCCCCAACGCCGGUGACCACUGGGCAGUCCUCAAUUGCAGCCGUCAAACCCCCUGGGCUGUGUCCACGGAGUCGCCCGAGAUCCCUUAUUGGGCCAUUUUGGCCGGGGCAAUGAGAGAAUCACGUCCAGCUCGGGCAACAGCAGGGAACUUGGAAGAGGUCUGGGCCUCAACGGUACUCACCUGGACCCGGGCUGGCUCUUCCGACUCGCCGUCCAGGCGACAAUUUGAACAAUGCGCCCAGCAAUGGCACAAUCUUCCACAUACCGUACCAUCUCGCUUCCCUGCUUUCCAAUUCCAGCUCACAGCAGGUGACACCCCGUUGGAACCCGCUGGAACGGCCCAAGAGACCCCAAGAAUCCUCGGCCGGCCGCCGAUCUGCCUCACACCAGUUACUGACUCUCACCACGCUACCAAAGUAGAAAACAGGAUGGUCAAUUGGUCAGGCAGUGCCCCUUUCGCCCCCCAUGGGAAUGUGCGAAUGCUUCUGCGGCUGCCGCUGACGCCCGGCUCAGCCUGCAAUUACGUGCGCGUCCAACAGCGUCCAUCCCUCCACCCUCCCUUCCAGCUCGUGUUCCAUUUCUCCACGGCAAAACUUUACUUUCCGCGGACCAGUCACGAGCCGCCUGCGAUUCCAUCAUCGAUCCGAGUUGGCCAUGACAUUGACAGCUCAAGGUCACCCCACCACACUAUUGGAGGUGACGACGCCUACGGAUGCUGUAUACUCGUGAUAGUGGCUUUUACGAGUGGCAUGUUCGUACUCUGUACGGAGUAA
Colletotrichum orchidophilum is the source of this 780-nucleotide messenger RNA. RefSeq lists its product as uncharacterized. Bases 1 to 780 code for a protein of 259 amino acids. The transcript is spliced from 2 exons. NCBI's taxonomy places the organism in Eukaryota, Fungi, Ascomycota, Sordariomycetes, Glomerellales, Glomerellaceae. The record is from RefSeq and is a predicted model, not a curated record.